Messenger RNA from Rhodotorula toruloides NP11, 3243 nucleotides. RefSeq names its product sulfite oxidase. The transcript has 3 exons. The record is from RefSeq and is a predicted model, not a curated record. Gene Ontology annotation, molecular function: oxidoreductase activity; molybdenum ion binding; molybdopterin cofactor binding. Bases 1 to 3243 code for a protein of 1080 amino acids. Lineage: Eukaryota; Fungi; Basidiomycota; Microbotryomycetes; Sporidiobolales; Sporidiobolaceae.
AUGGCGCAUCGCAGACACCGAGUUGUGGUGAACGCCCACCCAGGGUCGUCGGCGCAGGAGAUCGAGGACGAGCCAGACUGGUCAGGCGGACACCAGCACCGCGUCGGCUUCCGCAACCGCGACGACCGCGCGCCAGGCUUGGCACCCGGCAGCAGCAUCGACAUCGACGAAACGGAGCACGAGCACGAGCAGGACGUUGCCCGUGCAAAGGCUCAGCUCGAGACGCUCCGCGAGGAGAGGAGCGCAGGCCGCCUCGUCAACUUUCGCGAGGUCGUCGAGCGCCAGGAGGACUUGCACCUGCGCUACCCGGCUGACAGGCCCAUCGGCUGGCGCUACGUGCUCAACGAGACCGAGGACUGGGUCAAGAACGAGCAGGACUGGCCCGCCAACGCCAAGAAGCGCAGUCAGCAGGAGCAGCAGCAGCAUGGCGAUGACAAGAAGGAGCACGAGGACGACGGCAAGAAGGAGCACGGGAGCGCCGAGACUGAGAAGAAGCCGAAGCCGACGGAGGAGAAGCAGCAUGAGCCAAGGAGCGACGGCGGCGGCGGCGGCGAGGGCGACAAGCAGCGUAGCCCUCAGGAGCAGGCGCUCUUGGAGAACCUCAAGGGCGAGUCCGAGUAUGUCGCGGGCUUGCAGAUCAACGACGGCAGCGGACACGCCAUGCCGCGCGAUCUUCGGAACCGCACCGAUAUCUCCAUCGACGAGCAGGAUCAGUUCAGCCCGGACAACUGGCUUCCGCGCGCAACCGGUCUCGUGCGGCUGACGGGCAAGCACCCCCUCAACGCCGAGCCGCACCUGACCGAGCUGUUCGACGCCGGCCUCAUCACGCCCAACGAGCUUCACUACGUCCGCAACCACGGCUCGGUGCCGCGCAUCCUGUGGGAGCUGCACCGCGUCGACGUCGAGGUCGACCGCGACCUUGGUCUCGGGCCGGGUGCGCGGCUUUCGCUCUCGAUGGACGACAUCAAGGACGACUUCGAGGCGGUUAGCUUCCCGGUCUACCUCGCCUGCGACGGCAACCGGCGCAAGGAGCUCAACAUGAUCCGCAAGGGCAAAGGCUUCAACUGGGGUGCCGGCGCAGUCGGGUGCGCCUACUGGAAGGGCGCGCUGCUGCGCGACGUGCUCGCCUCGGCAGGCAUCGUGCCGGACGAGGUCGAUGCGCAGCUGCAGUCGCGGCAGCUGUGGGUCAAUUUUGCCGGCCAGGACGAGCUCAGCGAGGGUACGUACGAGACGUGCAUCCCGCUCGCGUACGCCAUGAACUCGCACAACGACGUCCUCCUCGCGUACGAGAUGAACGGCGUCAACUUGCCGCCGGACCACGGCUACCCCGUCCGCCUCGUCGUCCCGGGCUUCGUCGGCGGCCGCUGCGUCAAGUGGCUGCGGCGCAUCUGGAUCACCGAGCGCGAGAACAGCUCGCACUACCACAUCUGGGACAACCGCGUCGUGCCGGCUUUCGUCCGCAGCGCCGACGAGGACGACCCAAUCGCCCACACCAUGUUCCAUCACCCGGACACCAAGUGCAACGAGCAGAACCUCAAUUCGGUCAUCGUCCGCCCCGAACACGGCGAGACCGUCAGCUUCGGCUCCGCUGCAGGUCGGCGCUCGUACCGCGUCCAGGGAUACGCCUACGACGGCGGCGGCCUCGAGGUGCAGCGCGUCGAGGUCUCGCUCGACGGCGGCGACGAGUGGCUCUACUGCAUGCGCACGUUCCCGGACCAGCCCGUCCGCCACGGGACCAAGUUCUGGACGUGGCUGCACUGGCACGUCGACGUCGACAUGGCGCAGCUCCUCAACGCCAAGAGCAUCACCGUGCGAGCCUUCAACUCGACCAAGAACACGCAGCCCGAGCGGCCCGUCUGGAACAUCAUGGGCAUGAUGAACAAUAGCCAGUACGUCGUGCGGUCCGAGGUGCAGCAGCGGCAGCAGCAGGGACAGGACGGCCUCUCGGUUGUCUUCCGUCACCCCGUCGAGCCCGGUACCGGCGAAGGCGGCUGGAUGCAGCCGAGCGAGGAGAACAAGAUCGCCCAGGCGAAGCAAGAAGCCGGUACGCCCGAGAAGCAGUUCACCCGCGAGGAGAUCGAGAAGCACAGUCGCGCCGACGACUGCUGGAUCGUCGUCGACGGCAAGGUCUACGAUGCGACGAGCGUGCUCGACUGGCACCCGGGCGGCAAGGCCGCCAUCCUCUCGCACGCCGGAAAGGUCCACCAGCAGACGACGGACGAGUUUGCCAGCAUCCACGACGACUACGCGUACGGGAAGCUGAAAGACUGCAUCCUCGGAUCGGUCACGGACAAGGCCAAGCAGUUCAUCAAGCAGUCGGCCGAGGCUGCCGCCAAGGAGGCUGCGGCAUCCGGCGGCAAGGACGCGGACCAGAAAUUGGCGCUGAAGAAGCAUCGCUGGGUCCCUGUCCGCCUGCUCGACCGAAGCGAGGUCUCGCACGACACGCGCAAGUACACCUUCCAGCUGCCGGACGGCAAGGACACGCUCGGAUUGGGGACGUGCCAGCACGUCCUCAUCGGCUUCCACAUGCCGGACCGGAUGCUCAUCCGCAGCUACACGCCCACCCGCCCGCUCUUGCCUGCUCGUACCGCCGACCGUACAGAGGGUAGCGGCGCAGUGAGCGGCGUCGAGGACGAGCGCGAGACGCUGCAAGACGGCCAGGGCACCUUCGACCUGACCGUCAAGACCUACUUCCCCGACACCAACCAGCCCGGCGGCGCCCUCUCAAACAUCCUCGACUGCAUCCCGAUCGGCGAGGACGUCGAGAUGCGCGGUCCGACUGGCGACAUCGUCUACGAAGGCAACGGCACCUUCACUCUCGGCGAGGGCCAGCAGCGCCGCUUCUCGCGCGUCUCGCUCGUCCUCGGGGGGUCCGGUAUCACCCCAGGCUUUGCGCUCAUCGCCCGCAUCCUUCUCUCGGCCAAGGACGACACGCAGCUGCGCGUCGUGGACGCCAACAAGUCUGAAGACGACAUCCUCCUGCACGCCGAGUUGGACCGCUUCGAGAAGGAGGCGAAGGAGGGACAACUGCGCAUCACCCACGUGCUGAGUCACCCGGCAAGCGACGACUGGACCGGCCGCCGUGGCCAUGUCGACGCCGACCUCCUCCGCGACGCCCUCUUCCCGCCCGACAAGGACUCUGUCGUCUUCCUCUGCGGUCCGCCCGCCAUGAUCCAGAAGGCGGCGCUUCCGGCACUGCGAGACUGGGGCUACGUCGAGGACGAGAACAUGUUUGGUUUCUAG